AUGGGUAAUUCGCAAAAGCACGCCACUUUCAAGCGGAAGCACACAAAGGUUGGGCACCAGCCUGCAAAACCAGCAAACUACACAGACACUUCUGUGAGCUUCAAGCGCAUCAACAUGCUUCAACAGAGUAUCACCGUGGAUAAGAGUAAGGAGGUAUAUCUAUCUGCCCGGCAUCAGACGGUAGGCACUCUUAUAUCCCAGCUGAAGAAUUCUUCUGUGCUAACACGCCGUGAGGCUGUCCUGGCACUUCACGGGCUUUGUAAGCAGCACGGAGCAAGAUUUGCAUACGACAAAGGGGUGGAGGUUGCUGAUGCUUGCCUUAAUAGCAUCCUUGAUUCAGAUGCAAAGGUGCGCAAGGGUGCCGCAGACACGCUGCUCCUUGUAUCAUCACUUUCUCCGUGCGUAGUCUCUGCACUUGGACGUGUGUUCUCACUGAAGUUAGAACUAGCCUUUGGAUCCCUCAGCGACAGCAUAGUAGCAGACGCUUUGCGGUUAGUGCAAGCACCUAUUACAAGUGGCCUUGAUGAUUCUAUUAUAAGACUCUUUCCAUCACUACUGCGCAAACAGUCACUCCUUGCAGUCACAUCCGUAGCUCUACGAAAUUAUCUGGCUGACUCACAAUCUGCUAAAAGUGACACCUUCAAAGCAUCUCCAUGGGUUGCCUUGGCUGAUCUCUGGGCAAGUGAGCUUCGCGAUACUGGGAGUGCAGACGUCAGACAUACUGCUCUUACUGAGAGUUUAAAAUCUUGCACUGAUGCACUAUUAGAUGUGCUCUUAGACGUUGAUAGUGAUUGUAGCUUCUCGUGGCAAACCGACGAGACUAAAACGCAUGCAUUGAAGUACUUCACUGUGCUAUACACUCUUUAUAUUGUGUUAAAGAUCCUUCCUCAAUCUAUCGACGGUGAUAAGGAAACCACGGCACGUGUGACGCGCUUUCUAAGGGUUUUUCCUGUGUCCGCAGUGUCAUUUACAGAUAUCACAGCAAGAUCUUUGGCGCAAGUCUUUAACUUAUUGAUUGUCUAUGUUGCAGUUCGGUUUGGCCUCUUCGACGAGCUCUUUCGUGCAGAUUUGUCGAGCAGGCACUCAAGUCUCAACAAGGAAACAAGCUUCACUUCACUAGCAUCAUGUCUAUCGAUUUCGCAAGCAGCUGAUGAACAGGACAUAUCCAAUGCCAGUCCAAAGGAACAACUGGCCGAAUGGACAUCUGUUUUGGUUGAUAUGUCAUCCAACAUAGGUGAUUCGCUCUCUCACCUUGAGGGUCACAUUAAGGGAUCUUUAUCUAUAUCUUUGCCAUCUAUUUAUAUUGACUUUACAUGUGCAGUUUGUCAAUUGCUUCAGUAUUCUAGAUUUGGUAACUUCUCUAUCCUCAAAAAGCUUCUUCUCUUUGCUCCGAUCUCUUGCAAGCGUCAGAUAAUAAUACAAUGCCUUGAGUAUGCGCAGACAGCUAUGGAAUCGUCCCGGUUAGAUUGCUUAGACGGGCUGCCAACUGAGGUAGACCAUUUGAUUGUUCUAGGACUUCAGGAGUUGUGUAGAAGACCGGCACAAGGCGCAGAGCUUUGGAAACUUGUGUAUCAACUUGCGUUACAGAGGAUAUGCAUAGGGGUGCCCUUUUCUGAGCAAGUAGUGGACUCACUACGCACAGUCUUACAAGUAGAGAUUAAAGGAAAGAUUAUCUCGAUUGCUGCGUUUGUUGGAAAAACGUACGAUCCUUAUUGUAAGGACCGCAUCAUGCACCUGUUGAGCAGUUCCUAA
Giardia duodenalis is the source of this 1752-nucleotide messenger RNA. RefSeq lists its product as uncharacterized. NCBI's taxonomy places the organism in Eukaryota, Fornicata, Diplomonadida, Hexamitidae. The record is from RefSeq and is a predicted model, not a curated record. The coding region runs from base 1 to 1752 and encodes 583 amino acids. The transcript has a single exon.